This is a messenger RNA of Plectropomus leopardus (leopard coralgrouper), 1984 nucleotides long. RefSeq names its product kynurenine--oxoglutarate transaminase 3-like. Gene Ontology annotation, molecular function: L-kynurenine:2-oxoglutarate transaminase activity; pyridoxal phosphate binding. Gene Ontology annotation, cellular component: mitochondrion; cytoplasm. NCBI's taxonomy places the organism in Eukaryota, Metazoa, Chordata, Actinopteri, Perciformes, Serranidae. The record is from RefSeq and is a predicted model, not a curated record. Gene Ontology annotation, biological process: biosynthetic process.
GAUGAGUUCACGUGUGCAGUUUCCGGCGGCCGUGAAGGCAGCAUCACUUUCUCCAUCUGAUGACGUCAUCCCCUCCCCUGACCGCUGCCGGGAUCCGUCGGGCAACGCAGCAACUCAGCGACAACAUGAACAUAACACGACGAGUCCUGACCGGCUCUCAGUUCGCCCGUCACUCAGCCAGCCUCACCUGCAGGAGAAGGUUCAGCACUUCACAGCGUAUCAUGAUGUCGCGGCACACACACUCGAAAAGAAUCGAGGGGCUGGACAAGAAUGUGUGGGUGGCGUUUACGUCGGUGGCGGCGGACCCCUCCAUCGUAAACCUGGGCCAAGGUUUUCCAGACAUCCCUCCACCUGCUUACGUUAAAGAAGCUCUCGCAGAAGCUGCAUCGGUGGACAGGAUGAACCAGUACACCCGAGGCUUCGGUCAUCCGACUUUGGUGAAGGCUCUCUCUCAGGUUUACGGGAAGGUCUGCGGGCGCCAGAUUGAUCCCUUUAAAGAAAUCCUGGUCACGGUGGGAGGUUACGGUUCCUUAUUCAGCACCAUGCAGGGACUGGUGGAGGACGGGGACGAGGUCAUCAUCAUCGAACCUUUCUUCGAUUGUUACGUCCCGAUGGUGCGAAUGGCCGGAGCCAAACCUGUGCUGAUACCGUUACGCCUCAAGUCUGGAAAGAAGACAAUCACGAGUGCAGACUGGUAUCUGGACCCAGAUGAGCUUUCCAGUAAAUUCAACUCGAAGACAAAAGCCAUCAUCAUCAACACCCCCAACAAUCCUAUCGGGAAGGUUUUCACCCGAGCGGAGCUGCAGAUGAUCGCUGACCUCUGUAUCAAACACGACACUCUGUGCUUCAGCGACGAGGUUUACGAGUGGCUCGUCUACAGAGGACACCAACAUAUCAAAAUCGCCACUCUUCCUGGAAUGUGGGACAGAACAAUCACUAUCGGCAGCGCCGGGAAAACAUUCAGUGUCACCGGAUGGAAGCUUGGUUGGUCUAUAGGACCCGAACACUUGAUAAAGCAUCUUCAGACCGUCAUGCAGAACACUCUGUACACCUGCCCGACACCUUUACAGGAGGCUGUGGCUCAAGGUUUGUUGCAUAACUUUGCGAUGAUGGAUCAGCCCGAGUGCUACUUCUCCUCGCUGGCCGCAGAGCUCGAGGGGAAGAGGGACCGCCUGGCCGCCAUCCUGCAGGAGGCCGGAAUGACUCCCGUCAUCCCGGAGGGAGGCUACUUCAUGCUCGUGGAUGUGACGUCUCUCAAUCAGGACCUGUCACAUAUGGUUGAUGACGAAGCCUACGACUACAAGUUUGUCAAAUGGAUGAUUAAAGAAAAGAAACUGGCCGCUAUUCCAGUCACAGCGUUUGUCGGAGAGGAAUCCACGAAGCAGUUUGAGAAAUAUAUUCGCCUUUGCUUCAUAAAGCAAGACAGCACUCUGGAUGCAGCAGGAAGCAUCCUGAAGAACUGGAGGACGGUUUAAUGUGACAGAAACGUCACUGAGUGUUCAGGGAGGACGAACAGCUCCGAGCUCAAACGAGGGAACGGGAUUUCAGAAAUUGCACUCUGGAAACUGGAAAAAUGCAGUUAAUAGCAGAAUGCCGUUUCAUAUUUUGACCUGUGUCCUGUUUUUAACCUCGGUAAUGAGUAGUUUUUAUUAAUCCCUUAAAGUGUGAGCUGACAGGUGAGAGGUCAUUUCGAUCAAUUUACCCAAAGAUCCAGUGGAUCUGUACACCUUACUCAUUCCUAUUGUCAGACUGUGUAGACUGAUUCAGUAUUUUUUGAGUUAAUAUUUGCACAGGAGUUUAACAUUAACACACACCACAGAGAGGUAAGCAGAGGACUGUUUUGACUGAACCUUUCUGCCUUAACAGAGUCUUUAUUUUCCAAUUAAACUAAAAUCCAGACACAUUUUGGGUUCAAUUGUGUGUCAGAACUGGUUGUGGAAUUGCGACUUUUGAAAAUAAAGGUUUGAUAUUUUGUUUGUCAGCA